UAUCUGUGAAGUUAUUUAGGACAUUUUCCAAAAUUGAUUGUUAUUGCUAAGAUUGUAGAAGCUGUACUAUGAUAUCAGUUAAUGUCGGACAUAUUUUUUCAAACGAAUAGAUAUAGUAAAAGUGUAAAGCUUUACCGACAAAAUUUUCUUAAGCGUCUGUUAGAUUAGAGGUAACUAAGUUUGUGGUCCGAUAUGAGAAUAGCUUUAUGGUAUUGCUGUGGGUGUGAUUAGUUGCACGCUCUGACCCCUUGGUGGCGCUUCACAACAGGCCAAUAAAUUAUAUUUAGUGCUAUCUAUAAGCUAUGAACGUCCUAAUGGUUCAUCUGAUUUAAUGCUAUACAACUCAUUGUCUAUAUUAAGCCUAUGGCUUUUCCCAGAUUUUUUGCAAAUUCAUAGACCCCGACCAGGGCACUGAUUUCACUUUGGUUUAGGCAAAUUUCCCUAAAAUUUAAACAAUAGCACCGCUAAAUGGAUUCCUAAAUAAGUGACACUUUUAAGGUAUUUUAAAAUAGUUUAGUGAUAAAGAUUUGCCAGUUUUAGUUAAAUGAUUGUUUUGGACUUGUGGAUCCGUUCCUCUUACAAUGCGUAGACGAUUCCACGGUGAUCCCAUGGUUGACUUAAUCGAUAUUUUGCCUUAUAUAUUGAUUAACUAGGACUUCAAUUAUCUACCUAGGCACACACAUGCGACAAGGAAUCAUCUUUUUGACGCUGCGAGUAGAACUUAAAGCCGAUGAGUAAUUUUUAACCUUAUUUUUUGGUGGUACAUCAGGGGUUGUUCAAUCAGGUAUGAAUGAGAAAUACUGCUACAGUUUUAUUCUGCGACAGGCUUUACCUCCGUCAGUUUUUUUCGUUUGGUUUUUAGCCAUGUAAUGCUGGUUGAGGUUCUAAUAAGCUAGAACAGUAAACUUCAACUGGUAGCAACACACUUUAGUGAGUCUCCGACACAAAUUUUCUGAGAGCUAUAAAUACAUAAGCGGGAUUAUACAUAAUUGGAUCGACACCAGCGGUGGUGAUCCUAAAUAUUACGGUUGAAACGGUAGAACGACUGGCAGUAAGUAGAGUUGUGGACCACUUGUUUUGUAAACCUGUUUUAGCGAUGCGAUAUGAUUAUUAGAAAGCUUUAGACGAGAAAAAGUUGAAUUGUAACCCUUUCUAUGAUUCGUAUAUCUCGCCGUUAUACCGCUCGGAUUCAUAGCGCACGAUGUCAAAGGAAUUAGAUGCUUGACGAACCUAUAUCAUACUUCACACUGAACGUACCAUCCAUUUACUUCGGCUAAUCUACUUGAGCCCAAGUCCACUCACGCUGACGAAGUAUCUGCGUUUAUCGCAAAAAUAUUAAACAAUUAUCAAUGUCAUACUAAGCUUCAAAUGAUCAACGUGAAACGGUUAGGUUGUAUAUUCAACGGAAGCAGCCAGUACGUGGAUUCAUAAUCUUAUCCUCUCUAAAGAGUGUCGACUUGAUUACCCCUUGAAAAAAGGCAGGUUAAAACUCUUGUUCUCGGUUUCAGCAAUGAUUAGACAACAAGUCAUUCAAUGACAGGUUAUAAAGUUGUGCCGGCUCGGGAGUAGUCACGCAGUAUAUGGAUCUGUUUGCCAUUAGCCACAGCUAAUGAAGAUACGCUACGCAGCCCCAGUGAAUGAGGGCUAUCUCAUUUCAUCACUAACCGGUCACCCCCCAUAGAACGUGUUACAAACGAUCCGUCCGUAACAGCCAACUGAUAUGGUCUAUUUAUAAUUUCACCAAAUGUCUCGUUUAUACAUAUCUAUAUAGGAUAUAGCUCUGACGGCAAUUGCCGAAUCCAAUGCGACGAAAGUUUUCAUAUUUUUUUUCUUUUUUUUUCGAUAUUUAUUUCUGUCUUUUCCAUAUUUCAUAAUAAACCUCUGCUGAGAGCCUCCUUUAACUUUCUACACUUACUGGCUACACAUUUAAAUCAAAUAUGACAUCGUUUUUAUUUAGUUGGUAACUUCAUCCUACCAUUAUUUUCCCAUUUUUCACGUGCUAUUUAGUGUCAACGACGAACAAGCGUUAUUGAUUUUCUAAUUUGAACAGUUUAAUCGGUCUAGAAAUGGCGGCCAUCUUCUUUAAUGGCUUCGCGUUGUUUAUAGGCUACGGUUUGUUUAUGGGAAAGUCGGUCGCAGGCCAACCAUAGAAAAGGCUAUCCCGCAACGGCAACUGCCAAUCUGAAUAUACUCGCCUCAGUAUCUAAUAUCUUUUACCCCUUGACUUUUCCCAUUCUAAUCGAGCGGUAAACGUUCUCCUAUCUAGAAGCGUUUGGCUUUACUACCGACCAGUCAUUGCUACCGACCCAACCAGUCGGCCAGUUCCCUUUCUCGUGUGGGACAUGAUCCACUGGGUUGAUAGGCUUUGCCCCACCGUUUUAUCUUUAAAAACUUGAGACCUCAAGCAAAACACAGCGAAAACUACCGAUUUGCACAUGUGUAGCGACAAUGAGUAUUUAUUUAGUGCUAUACUAUUUUUUGUUUAGAGUUCGCCCCUGCAUUGCCCACUUGAAGUCUCGAGUAUUCUAGUGAAAGUCAAGCUCGGGUUGAACAGAAUUGCGCCAAAAUGGCCGCUACCGUCACCACUAGCAAGUUGGAACCGGCUAAAAGUAUCCCGCGAAGCGUUAAAUUUAUCCUUGGGGGAUCAGCUGGUAUGGCGGCCACAUUGUUUGUACAACCCUUGGAUCUGAUUAAAAAUCGAAUGCAAUUAAGCGGUGAAGGUGGAGUCGCCAAGGAACACAAGACUUCGUUUCAUGCUUUCCGUAGUAUUGUAAAAAAUGAAGGCCUGUUUGGCCUAUACACGGGCCUCAGCGCUGGUCUUUUUCGUCAAGCAUCAUAUACGACAGUUAGAAUGGGCGUUUACACAUCGCUUUUCGAGUGGGCAUCAGAGUCUUCCUCACCGAGCUUCUUCAUGAAAGCCGGAAUCGGCAUGUGUGCUGGAGCCGUCGGUGCGUUUUUCGGAACGCCAGCUGAAGUUGCACUUAUCCGUAUGACAUCCGACGGACGAUUGCCUCCGGAGGAACGUCGAGGUUACCGUAACGUUUUUGACGCCUUAUUUCGAAUCGCAAAAGAAGAAAAUGUCCUAACACUUUGGCGAGGCUGUAUGCCAACAAUUGGACGCGCCAUGGUAGUAAAUGCUGCCCAACUUGCCAGCUACUCACAGACGAAACAGUUCCUGUUAGGCACUGGCCAUUUUAAAGACAACAUUGGCUGUCACUUUGCGGCAUCGAUGAUUUCGGGUCUUGUAACGACGACAGCUUCAAUGCCGGUUGACAUUGCGAAGACACGAAUUCAGAAUAUGAAAGUGAUUGAUGGCAAGCCUCAGUACACUGGCGCGCUGGAUGUGCUAUCUAAGGUGGUUCGAAGCGAAGGGCUAUUUGCUCUCUGGAAGGGUUUUACUCCGUACUAUGCUCGACUGGGCCCUCAUACGGUUCUAACCUUCAUUUUCCUUGAGCAAAUGAACAAGGCUUACUACAGGCAUGUUUUAGGGGCAGAACAAACAAAAGCUUCCAUCUAAAAAAAAGCUCCGGAGUCGGCCCGACAAGUUCAAGGCUACGAUUAACCUUCAUGGCGAAUGGCAAUAGAAAAACUAUUUCAAAGAUACAAUAUAUGAGCAUAGCUUUGGCAAAAGGCCAUCGUUAAGGUACCGCACGUUGUGAGCCCGAAUCUGAUACAAGCAACUAAGUCCACCUAUGAAGACAUAGAACUUAACAAAAUGUCUCUUUUUUCUUCUACCUGAGAUAUUUUAAAAUUGAGAUAUUUUAAAAAUUUGAGCAGAGAUAUUUUAAAACUAAUUUACAAAAAGGAAGUACAUACAUUGUGUUGUUUUUUAGGGUUAAUUCAGAGUGAAAGCGACAACUAAAGCACGACUAAGCUAAAAUAGUUCGUAGCAGACUAAAUAGAAGAAAGUAUAACAUAUAUAUAUAUAUAUGUGGACUGCUACACUUCUAUAGGGUUACAAGGGACCUUAAGUAUGAACAAUUUCUACAUUAAGGCUGUUGAAAAUUGUUUUCAAAGCUAGUUCAUAUAAGCAGAGGACGAUAACGUCGAUAGAGCAAGAAUGUUGAAUCAACAUAUGUCUUCAUGUUUACGCCUUUUGAAUCAACUUAUUGCCUCCUUUUGGCUCAUACAAUCUACACUCCAGAAUGAAAUAACAGUAUAAAUCUGCGAUAAAUAAAAUCAUACGAUUUCUAAUUUUACUGAAUGAAAACAUUUCGACUUUCUUUAACAUAAGUCUAUAAACGUUUCUAUGAUGUCAAUAUAUGAAACGCACAU
Molecule: messenger RNA, 4275 nt
Organism: Varroa destructor (honeybee mite)
Lineage: Eukaryota; Metazoa; Arthropoda; Arachnida; Mesostigmata; Varroidae
Product: mitochondrial 2-oxoglutarate/malate carrier protein-like
Biological process (GO): transmembrane transport
Source: RefSeq, a predicted model, not a curated record